Molecule: messenger RNA, 540 nt
Organism: Fomitopsis serialis
Lineage: Eukaryota; Fungi; Basidiomycota; Agaricomycetes; Polyporales; Fomitopsidaceae
Exons: 2
Coding region: 1-540 (179 amino acids)
Source: RefSeq, a predicted model, not a curated record
AUGCAGUUGAGCUCGCUCGACCCCCCGGGUACACGUCGUCGGCUCCCCGCUCCGUUCGCAUUUAGUGAGCGAACACCGGAUGAGGACGAGGUCCUAAAGGCCGUGCGCCACAUGAAACCAUUCGAUACGCUCCCUCGAAUUCUCAUCCCCAGUAGUCGAUAUGCAUGGCGACCGCCCCGCUUGUUUUAUGCAUGGCCGGCCCCGGAGAAGGUCCUGCUCGACUACGCAAAGAAGAACAAGCUGGCUAGGCGGGCUCGGCGCAAACUCAGCCUGACCGCGACCAUGUAUGAGGCGCUACAUGCUAUGAUUCGCGGCGACGGCGUAGCAAGCAUCAAUCCAAGCUACCUCUGGAUCAACCUGUCACCCAUUGGGAUGACAGAUGGUUCGACAAUCCUCGUCUCCGUCUACACGAACUACGACUUGAAGCGCGAAGACCUCCCGUCUGACGAGAUGGUUGAGAAGAUUGGACAGCGCUUGGGCAUGGAGGGACCGCCGAAGUGGUAUUUAGAUGGCUAUCGGUGGUGUUGGGAGGAACGAUGA